Molecule: messenger RNA, 728 nt
Organism: Lemur catta (Ring-tailed lemur)
Lineage: Eukaryota; Metazoa; Chordata; Mammalia; Primates; Lemuridae
Gene: NDUFB9
Product: NADH:ubiquinone oxidoreductase subunit B9
Exons: 4
Coding region: 97-636 (179 amino acids)
Biological process (GO): mitochondrial electron transport, NADH to ubiquinone
Source: RefSeq, a predicted model, not a curated record
GCAGCUCCGCCCUUCCAGCCGGCUCGCUCGGUGCCGUAGCCCCAGGCUUCCGGUUUCCCGGCAGCGCGUGCGGCCGCUGAAGGUGAGCGGGCCGUCAUGGCGUUCUCAGCGCCGGCGGCCUACCUGACUCAUCAGCAGAAGGUGUUGAGGCUUUAUAAGCGGGCGCUACGCCACCUCGAGUCGUGGUGCAUACACAGGGACAAAUACCGGUACUUUGCUUGUUUGAUGAGAGCCCGGUUUGAAGAACACAAGAAUGAAAAGGAUAUGAGGAAGGCCACCCAGCUGCUGAGGGAGGCAGAGGAAGAAUUCUGGUUCUCUCAGCAUCCACAGCCAUAUAUCUUCCCCGACUCUCCUGGGGGUACCUCAUAUGAGAGAUACGAGUGCUACAAGCUUCCAGAGUGGUGCUUAGAUCACUGGCAUCCUUCUGAGAAGGCAAUGUAUCCUGAUUACUUUGCCAAGAGAGAACAGUGGAAAAAGCUGCGGAGGGAAAGCUGGGAGCGAGAGGUUAAGCAGCUAGAGGAGGAAACCCCACCUGGUGGUCCUCUGACUGAAGCUUUGCCCCCUGCCAGAAAGGAAGGUGAUUUGCCCCCACUGUGGUGGCAUAUUGUGACCAGACCCAGGGAUCGGCCUGUGUAGAGAGAGAAAGAGAGACCUCACUGUUCAUGCUUGCAAGUGAAAUAAGUUACAGAACAUACACACACUUGCCCUAAUAAAAAUAACUGAAAUGA